Molecule: messenger RNA, 4487 nt
Organism: Carcharodon carcharias (great white shark)
Lineage: Eukaryota; Metazoa; Chordata; Chondrichthyes; Lamniformes; Lamnidae
Product: vascular cell adhesion protein 1-like
Exons: 5
Coding region: 277-1263 (328 amino acids)
Biological process (GO): cell-cell adhesion
Cellular component (GO): membrane
Molecular function (GO): integrin binding
Source: RefSeq, a predicted model, not a curated record
UACUUUUCUCUAUGCUGCUCUAAUGUUUUUCUUUCAGAUGCAUCUUUUUUCCUGUUUUUCUCUCUACCUUUAUCCUCCUGUUUAUUGGUCUUUCACUGAACCUCUUCUUUGUCUCCUCCUCUAACUCUUCUUCCGCCCCAUUUUAUUCACAGAUUAGUAUAUAAUUGCACAAUUCAGGAACAGCAAAAAUUCAAAAAAAAACUAAGAACUACUACAACAUAUGCUUGGAAGUAAUAAAUGAAUUAUUUUUACUGAUGAUACGCUGGCAGUAGUGAAAUGAUCUCAGUUGUAACUGGAUUUGAGGUUUUGAUCAACAUAAACCCCCCAGCUGUUGAAUUUGGAGGCUCUUUACAGGUGAACUGCAGUACGACAUGUACAAAACCAGUGCUCAGUGUGGAAUAUAAACCAGGCGUAAAUCCUAACAGAACAAAAAGCAGAAAUUGGUCCACAGACUAUUUUCCGAGUGUCCAGGAAUGGGAUUUUGCAGCACCAUGCACUGUGUUCUGUGAAUCAAAGAUGAAGGAGAAGAAAGUGGUGGUCACGGUAUACAAUCGAGAGAUAAACAUUACUCCACCUCCUGAAGUGCUGGAAGUUAACAGAACAUAUAGUCUGGAGUGCACUGGUCCGAGAGUCUAUCCAAACAAUAAACUUAUACUCACAUGGCUGAGAGGGAGAGAGAUAAUUCAGAGUAAUUUCACAGAAGAAACAGGUUUCCCAGAUGAAGAUAAAAGAUUGAGGAAUGUCUUCAGUUUCACUGCAAGUAUGUCAGAUGAUGGACAGGAGUACACCUGCUUGGCAGAAGUUGACUUGGGCUCAGGCACCACAAAACCAAUCGCAACCUCCUCUGUGACUCUGCAAACUCACUAUAAACCAGGAGGCACAACUAUAUCAGUAAAUAACAAAACAGUGUCAGAGUUUCCCGUAUAUGUCAGUAAAGGGGAUGAGGUUACAAUAACCUGCAAUUCCAGUGGAAAACCCACACCUACAGUAAAGUGGGAAGACCUCGGUAAUGGCAGCAACAUUGAGAUUGGUCCUCCUGGAGUUCUCCGUAUUUCCCAAGCAACAUCAGAACAUCAAGGAAUUUAUAAAUGUCGAGCUACCAAUCAAUAUGGAAUUGAUGAGAAGGAAGUGGACAUCAGGGUCAAAGAUCAAACUUCAGCCAGAAGGCUUGCAGCAAAGAUCAUCGGCCUAAGCGCUGCAGCAAUCGUAGCUGGAACGUUGUUAUCUGCCAUAGUCACUUGUUUUAGAAGCAUAAGGAAGUAGCUCAAAAAACAGAAAUGAAACCAGAAUAAUCUGUGGAUAUGCAGCAAAGAUUAAUGUGUAUAAUAUGGUCUCAGAACUGACACAAUGAAAGGGAUACACAGCUGUUCCAGUACUGCUACAACACUGGCAUCUAACCAGCUGUGCCCUCACAGCCUUUCCUUCACUGGCUCUGGCUCAUAAUUCUGGAAGUCCCUCCCUAACAGCACUGUGGUUGUACCCACAUAAUAGGGAUUCCACCUUCUCAAGGGCAAUUAGGGAUGGGCAAUAACAGCUGGCCUAGCCAGCGAAGCUCAAGUCGAUUGAAUGAAUAAAAAAAAGUUUUAAAAAUAAAUCCCAUGCAGGUCAGAGGCUGGGAAUUCUGAGGCGAGAAAUUUACCUCCUGACUCCCCAAAACCUGAUCAUCAUCUGCAAUACAUACAUACAUAUGUACAUACAGAUUAGGAGCAGGAGUAGGGCAUUCAGCCCCUUGAGCCUUCUCCACCAUUUGAUAAGAUCAUGACUGAUCAGACUGUGUCCUUAACUAUACUUUCCUGUAUUAUACUCCCUACAACCUUUGAUUCUCUUGUCAAUCAGGAAUCUAUCUAACUCAGCCUUAAAAUAUUCAAUGACCCUGCCUCCGCUGCUCUCUGGGGAAGAGAAUUCCACAGACUUACGAACCCCUGAGAGAAGAAAGUUCUCCUCAUCUCCAUCUUAAAUGGGAGACUCCUUAUUUUUAAACUGUGUCCCCUGGUUUAGUUUCUCUCAUAAGGGGGAACAUCUUCUCAGCAUCCACCCUGUCAAGUCCGCUCAGGAUCUUAUAUGUUUCAAUAAGAUAUUUUUUAUUCAUUCAUGGGAUGUGGGCAUUGCUGGCUAGCCAACCAUUUAUUGUCCAUCCCUAAUUGCUCUUAAGAAGUUGGUGGUGGCUCCCAGGAUGACUUGGGAGCCCUUAAAAAUGGCCGGUGGAUCCCAACUCUGCGAUUCCUGACUCCAUUCCCAGGAUGUCUGAUUUUCAAGAGUGCCUUUAAAGAGUGCAGGCUGGUUCCUGUCAAAAACAUCCACCCAACACUCUCAGCCUAGCCAGCCCCACUGUGAAGAUAAGCAUGUCCUACUCUUCUGCAAUUUUCAUGGAGUUGGGCCAGGAUUUUUAAGAGUUGUGGUUCACAGGACCUUAGAGGAGUUGUGAACCCUAGUCUGCAUGAGGGGACUUUUAAAAGGAUAAGUUCAAAUGGUCCUCCUCAUUAUCCCAUGCCAAGAUCUGCCCUUCCACCUACCCUCCAUGACCCUCAUUCCCCCUGUGCCAAGUUAUGGCACUUCCAUGCACAUUGUCACAUUAUACACUAGAACCAAUGAACCAUGUAAUGACAGUAGGAUGUGUAAAAAAUACUUUUUUAAAAAGUAAUUCAUUCAUAACUUUCUCCUAUAUUAAAAAUCAUUUCACUAAAAGCUAAUUAAAGUGUUAAUCACCCAGACCUAUUCAAGUAUCAAUAAAACCACAAACCCUUGAAACCACUUAACUUGUAUAAACAAACAUUGUGAAAUUAACAGCAAAGAUCAGAGAGCCUGAGCUGCCAAUUAAGCAAUGUUUUCUCUGAAGCACAAGUGUUUCAACAAGAGUAAUAAUUAUCUGGGCUCUCAGCCAAGCCUCAUUAUGUAUACUUUGAUUAGCUAUGAUUUUUUUUUAACAUAGGAGAAUGUUAUAAAUGAAUUACUUUUUAAAAGCUUUUAUUAUACAUCUUACUGCUACUACAGCAGUGGUGGGCAACAUGCAGCUCAUCGGGAUUCUGAGUGCGGCCCACAAGACACUUUGUUGACCAAUGCCCACGCGCAGGGUUUCCAGAUUCUGCUGGUAAUGGUUUGCAGAUUCCGCAUAGUUUAUUUCCCACUGGUAUCCCUGUGGCAUUCCACUAGUUACAGCUUGCCAACUUGAAAAUGACUCAUUUAUGCCUACUUUCUGCUUCCUGUUUACUAACUAAUCCUUUAUCCAUGCUAAUAUAUUACUCUCUACACAAUGAGCUCUUAUUUUGUGUAGUAAUCUUUGAUGUCGCACCUUAUCAAAUGCCUUUUGGAAAUCGAAGUAUCCAUAGGUUCCAUUUAUCCAUGUUGCUUGUUAGUUGUUCAAAAAUCUCUAAUAAAUUAGUCAAACACAAUUUCCCUGUCACAAAACUAUGCUGAUGCUGCCUGAUUGUAUUAAGGUUUUCUAAGUGUCCUGCUAUAACCUCCUUAAUAAUAGAUUCCAGCAUUUGGCUAUAACAGCUGUUGGGCUAAUAGGCCUGCUUUCAGUCAACAGAAACAGGCACAAGUCAGGAGUGUGGUGGAAUACUUUCCACUUGCCUGGAUGAGUGCAGCUCCAACAACACUCAAGAAGCUCAACACCAUUCAGGACAAAGUAGCCCAUUUAAUCAGCACCCCAUCCUUAAUCAUUUGCUCCCCCACCACCAACACACUAUAUGUAAGAUGCACUGCAGGAACUCAGCAAAGUUCCUAUGACAGCACCUUCCAAAGCGGCGAACUCUACCACCUAAAAGGACAAGGGCAGUAGAAGCAUGAGAACACCAGCAAGAUCCCCUCCAAACUAUACACCAUCCUGACUUGGAACUAUUGUAGUUCCUUCACUGUCAAUGGAUCAAAAUCCUGGCACUCUCUUCCCUGCAGUAUUAUAGGUUUAUCUACAGCAGAUGGAAUGCAGAGGUUCAAGAAAGUGGUUCAAUGCCGCCACCUCAUCAUGGGCAAAUAGGGAUGGGUAACAAAUGCUGGCCUUGCCAGCGACUCCCACAUCCCACAAGAGAAUAAACAAAACAGGGGUUUUAUAGGAGGGCAAUGUCAUGUAACAACAGUUUCAAAAGCACCUUUAACUUGGAAUAUCCUAUAAUCUACUAGCACAUAACGCUAUCAAAUCUGGAAAAGCUUACAGAAAGAUGCAGACAGGUUGGCACAAGUGAGAAACAGAUGGAAGAUGCAACUUCUAAGCAAAAAGCCUCAACUGUCAACAGUUCUUGUGAUGAAUAAGAGCUUUUGAACUGGAUACCAAUAUAAUUGCCCUCCUCUGAAGUUUUUUCCAAAAUCUCAAUUUCACCCACUAUGUGAGGACUAAAGCUGGAUAGAGUGGUCUAAAGUCUAACCAAGUACAGUAUAAUAAUCUUUUUUUGUUCUGUAUUGGAUUGGCUUGUAAAUAUUUCCUAAUCUAUUUAUCUUCGCUGUAGCCUCUUUUCACUGGCUGUAAACAUUAAAAGAUUCAUGUUCCAUGA